Messenger RNA from Cyprinodon variegatus (sheepshead minnow), 2872 nucleotides. It is a transcript of the gene tars1, whose product is annotated as threonyl-tRNA synthetase. The record is from RefSeq and is a predicted model, not a curated record. Gene Ontology annotation, biological process: threonyl-tRNA aminoacylation. NCBI's taxonomy places the organism in Eukaryota, Metazoa, Chordata, Actinopteri, Cyprinodontiformes, Cyprinodontidae. The coding region runs from base 95 to 2266 and encodes 723 amino acids. The transcript is spliced from 19 exons. Gene Ontology annotation, molecular function: threonine-tRNA ligase activity; ATP binding. Gene Ontology annotation, cellular component: cytoplasm.
GACGUCAUCAGCCCUCACCCGGUUCGUACACUGCCUACAGUUCGCUUCUUACAGCAUAAGUUAGCUCUGAAUGUGUGCUCGUUUUUGACCCGUUAUGGCUGAACAGACUGUGGUCGAUAAAAUGAGUGAAUUGCAAGUGGGCGGGAGCAAAAAGGGGGGAAAUGAAAGUGGUAAAGAUGGAGGGAAGAAAAAAGGCAAAAAUACCACUGCAGACUCUGCAGGCAAGACUGAGUUGUCACCACCUCCCCAGUACAUCGACGAACGUCUCACUUUGUAUGCAAAGCUGAAAGCUGAGCAUGAUGCUUUAAUUGCAGAAAGGGCAGCGAAGGAUAGCAAGCCUAUCAAGGUGACCCUGCCUGAUGGAAAGGUGGUGGAGGCGGAGUCCUGGAAGACCACGCCGUACCAAGUGGCAUGUGGAAUUAGCCAAGGCCUUGCUGACAACACAGUGAUUGCCAAAGUAAACAACGGCGUGUGGGACCUUGAUAGACCUUUGGAGGAUGACUGCAGCCUUCAGUUGCUCAAGUUUGAUGACGAGGAGGCACAAGCUGUUUACUGGCAUUCCAGCGCCCACAUCCUCGGAGAAGCCAUGGAGCGAGUGUACGGAGGCUGCCUCUGCUACGGUCCACCGAUUGAAAAUGGCUUCUACUACGAUAUGUUUCUGGAGAACGAGGGUGUAUCAAGCAAUGACUUUCCCUGUCUGGAAAACCUCUGCAAGAAAAUCAUCAAGGAGAAGCAGCCGUUUGAAAGGCUAGAAAUAAAGAAGGAAACUCUGCUGGAAAUGUUUAAGUACAACAAGUUUAAGUGCCGCAUUCUGAAUGAGAAAGUCACCACUCCCACAACCACAGUUUACAGAUGUGGUCCUUUAAUCGAUUUGUGUCGGGGUCCUCAUGUGAGACACACUGGGAAGAUCAAAGCCCUUAAAAUCCACAAGAAUUCUUCUACCUACUGGGAGGGAAAGGCAGACAUGGAAACCCUCCAGAGGAUCUAUGGAAUCUCCUUUCCUGACCCCAAAAUGCUCAAAGAGUGGGAGAAGUUUCAGGAGGAAGCCAAGAACAGAGAUCACCGCAAACUGGGCCGGGAGCAGGAGCUGUUCUUCUUCCACGAGCUCAGUCCAGGAAGCUGCUUUUUCCUGCCUAAAGGGGCCUUCAUCUACAACGCACUGAUUGAGUUCAUCAGAAGUGAAUACAGGAAGAGAGGAUUCCAAGAAGUGGUGACGCCCAAUAUCUACAACAGCAAACUGUGGGUGACUUCAGGCCACUGGCAGCACUACAGCGAGAACAUGUUCUCCUUUGAAGCUGAGAAGGAAACCUUUGCGCUCAAACCAAUGAACUGUCCGGGCCACUGUCUGAUGUUUGAUCACCGCCCUCGCUCCUGGAGAGAGCUGCCCCUCCGCAUGGCCGACUUUGGCGUCCUGCACAGAAACGAGCUGUCUGGAGCCCUGACUGGCCUCACACGUGUCCGCCGCUUCCAGCAGGACGAUGCACAUAUCUUCUGCUCCAUUGACCAGAUUGAAGACGAGAUUAAGGGCUGCCUGGACUUCCUGCGUACGGUCUAUGAGGUGUUCGGCUUCACUUUCAAACUCAACCUUUCUACCAGACCAGAGAAGUUUCUAGGAGAGCCGGAGAUCUGGAACCAGGCAGAAAAGCAACUGGAGAACAGCUUGAAUGAGUUUGGGGAGAAAUGGGUUCUCAACCCUGGUGACGGCGCUUUUUACGGACCCAAGAUUGACAUUCAGAUCAAGGAUGCUAUCGGUCGAUACCACCAGUGUGCAACCAUACAGCUUGAUUUCCAGCUGCCCAUACGCUUUAACCUCUCCUUCGUGGGUCAUGAUGGUGAUGACCACAAGAGACCGGUGAUUAUUCACAGAGCCAUUCUGGGAUCAGUGGAGAGAAUGAUCGCUAUUCUGACUGAGAACUAUGGAGGCAAAUGGCCGCUGUGGCUUUCUCCCAGUCAAGUGAUGGUUGUGCCUGUGGGACCAACCUGUGAAGAGUAUGCUGAGAAAGUAAGGAAGGAGUUCCACAACAGCGGCUUCAUGACAGACGUGGAUCUUGACCCCGGCUGCACUCUGAACAAGAAGAUCCGCAACGCACAGUUGGCACAGUACAACUUCAUCCUGGUGGUGGGAGAGAAAGAGAAGAGCAGCAACACUGUAAACGUACGCACCCGAGACAACAAAGUCCAUGGCGAGCGAAGUGUGGAGGAGUGCAUCGAGCGUCUCAAACAGCUGAAGGCUUCCAGGAGCAGAAACGCAGAGGAAGAAUUCUGAGCUCACUGAAAUGUCUUUUCUCCGCAGGACCUCAAUUAAACUUAGAUGCUGCGUGCUUAAGAUCAAUUUUUGAAGAGGAACAUAAAUAACUGCAAGUUUGUUUGUAUUUCUAGAAAAAAAAUCAGGUUCUCUUUUACCAAUUCAAUAUAUCUUUUUUCCUGUUGUAUUCCAUUACUUGUCUUUGGUUAUGGAAUAGCAGCUGACCCAGUGCAAUGAAGUAUACUGGUCUUUUUUUGUUUUAUUUUCAAUGUCAUAUGGUGGGGUCAGGUGGUAAACGGCUCAGAAAAACAAGUCUGUAAAUGAAUAAAUUGUGUUCCUAAACACCUGUUUCCAUGUUACAUGUUGAUUGAAAAUAAGGGGAACUGGUUUAUUUUAAUGCUCUUCCAUUGUCUUUUUAUCAUCUUUACAGGGAAUUGUAUGAAAUAUGAUUUUGAUAAUUAAACUGUUUUUUAAUUACUUUGCUGCUUUUUGAAAUAAAUGAUUUACAGGGAAUCGUAUGAAAUAAAUGUUGGCUCUAAAGGCAACUUGGUAUAUAGUUGGGGAGAAAACUAUUUUUUUUUUCUGGAUAUAGAAUGAAAAUUGACCUGUGUAAAAAAAAAAAAAAAU